This is a messenger RNA of Physella acuta, 3849 nucleotides long. RefSeq lists its product as uncharacterized. The record is from RefSeq and is a predicted model, not a curated record. Lineage: Eukaryota; Metazoa; Mollusca; Gastropoda; Physidae.
CAUAAAAAUACUUUGGCUUUUCAACAAAAUGUAUUUGAACAAGAAACAAAUCGUAGGUUCAAAAAUGAAAAAAUGAACAUUUAUUUAACAGAAAAAAAAAAUAAAUAAUUAAAACCUGCAAAGAAUUCAUGGUCAUCAAUUUGUAAAAACUGAAUUAGGUAUGUGGUGAAAAUGAUGGAAGGGGCAGAUUACUCUUCAAACAAUACAAUCCCGGAAGAGAACGAAUCCACUGCGUCACAAAGUACACCCAAAACUAAACCUGCACCAGACGAGCAAGGAACAAAUAAAUCGGAGAGAGCAUCGCAGAAAACCAACAGCAGCGUCAAGGAAACAGCCGACGACAGCGAUAAGAAGUCCACGACAUCGAGAACGAGUAAGAAUUCAGCCGACCAAAACAACGAUAAACAGAGCGUGACUAAAGGAAACAAUUCAGUGGUGAGCGAAAGAAAGUUGACGAUCAGUACUAUCCAACGCGAAGGGAGUCUUGUUGACCCGAAAGAAUACGAAGAAGCUGAGCGUGUUUCUAAAAAUACACCGAAGCGAUCAGUAGAAAACAGCGUUGUUUAUAAACCAGAUCAAAUAACUGAUGCUAAAGCUCUUUCAGAUCGAAUAUCCCUCAUCAAUCCUUUUUCUAAUGAUAUCCCUUUGCCGAUUUCGUUUAUCAUGGAACCCCAUACCUCGACCCCUCUCGGCAAUACACAGAACCCUUUCAACAUGUUUGAGAUGCCUCCCAGUGUCAACAAUGGCGCCAUGAGCUACCGUUCCGCCCAUUACUCCGACAGGCCACCUACGUACCUCUCCGAUCCGACCUUCGCCCGUCAAACCUACGGUACCAUGGCUGUCCCAACCCCUAACCCGUACAACUACUUCCCCAACAACUACUCAGUCGUGGACACCUUCUCCAGAAGGCUCAGUGACCCCAGAUUGACCGCACCAGCACCAACGCCCCUGGGUCUGCCGGGGUUCCCCUACCCUGAAGUCAUGUUCCCUGGUUCCCUCUCGCUGCCUGCGCCGUCCACAAAUUCCGAAAACCAAUCGACGACCAAGAAGAAAAAGAAGAAGAAGAAAAGGCGUCGUUUUGAAUGCCUAGACGAUGACGGGGUCUACUUGCCACAUACUUCCAUUAAGAAAGCAAAGUGGCGUGACGUCUGGGACAAUCUAGAAAUUUCCUUGAUGAAGAAACGGAAAGCACUGGAGAAAGCUUACAAAAAGCUGGCCAGCGCAGAGUGUCACUAUAUCGGGGACUCGGCAAAACACAGUAAAAACAGAUCUCACAAGUGUUGUCUGAAUGGCGACACGAUUCCUCUGUGUUGCCACGCGUGCCCCGCCUCUAGACACCCGCGCGAGUACCGACAAGGGGAGGCACCUCUGGAGGGGAGACUGUAUUGUUCUGGUUACGUCCCCUCUGACAUGGCGAAUGAAAAGUGCUAUCGUUUGCUCCCCUGUGAAGACAACUACGAGCAGGAAGAGAGACAAGAAAAACGUCGCCCGAGCAACGCAACGUUCGUGUCGUUUCGGUCAAAGACCGACAAUCGCGGAGACGCGAACCAAAAUGAUUUGCAAGAUUUCCAACCAUACGAGGAAGACGAGGUUGUUUAUAGAAAUAAUUCCGUACAAUAUGAGGGCGAUGACAUUCCGAGACAAAGUUUGGGUGCCAGCAAUCUUGGUUUUAACAACCGCGACAGCGUCAACUACGAACAGCGAUCUAGACCCAGUCGUUUAGAAAACACCAGUAAAAAGAGUUUUAGCAACUACAACUUUGAACCGAAUAAUAGGUUUUCGUUUUCGAAAUCUGACCACCAGCGUAACUCGAAGCAGGACCACAACAGCAAAGACGCCGGCUUACCUUGCGAGGAAAGCGUGACGGAGGUCAACGCGACCUUGCUCCGUAGCAUCCAGGUGUCCCUGCGCAGCAAAAAGAGAAACCAGUGCAAGACGAAGAAGUUUAACCUGGACGUCGACUCGGCCAAGGUGUUGCGGUCACUGCUGUGUCAGAGCGACAGCAGCCCGGGGCUGUGUACCGAGCAGGAGACCACCCCCGGGAAGAAAUGCCCCUGCGCCAACUUCGCCGCGUCUUGUGAUGCCCCGUGGUAUUGCUUCCCACCAAGCAGCAAGUACGCCCAGUGUUGUAGGUCGUCUUAUCAAGGCACCUCACAAAGAAAGAAACCCAACGCGUGCAACGCCAACGACAUUUUUACCUCGCCCACUCCGUUCUCGUGUGCGAACAUCCCCGAUUCUAUCCAAGCGCGACAUCUCAAAAGGUUGAUGUCGCAUUUCUACCACGAUUUGGUCUCGCUCCCGGCUCGUCCUGACGAGGACGAGAACGACGAUGACGACGGAGAGGACAAGGAGAACGCGUGCUCUCAGCACGAGUCGUUCUCCUGCAACACCAACAGAAGCAACACCGUCGUCGUGAACGCCGAGAAUCUUCAAACAUGCGCAGAGCUGCACUUCCUUAAACGCAACUCCUCCACCGACAGAGAGAUCGAGCGGUACAUCUUCGAAAAGGAAAUCCUCACGCCGUUAAAAAUAAACAGCCGAAAAAAGAGUUCCAGUAAAAGUCUCGAAGACGAGUUAGACUUUCUCGACUUUGUUCGAAGUGAAAGGUUCAUCGAGGAAUGCCGUAAAGUCUCUAGCGGAGGGAGCUUUUCCAAAAAGAGUUCUUUUUCUUCUAGGAAGAGCAGCAAGAGAAACUCAACGGCCGGACGCUCACAGAAUGAAACUUGCGUUAAAAAUUCUAUUCCGUGUGUUAAAACCCUCGUAGACACCGGCAUCCAGUCUUGUUGUAUGGAAGAAGAUCCGUGCUGCGUACCACCAACGAAUGAUCCCUGCACCAAACCACCCGACCCUUGUAACAAAAUGUCGUGUGUUUCAGUAACUAGCAGCGGGGUAGAUAAAUGUAAGCCCACGAGACCGCCCAGACGCCGAUCUGUUGAGGAGAAAGUUUGUUUAUGUCCUGGUGAGGCCGUGGUAUGCGCCAGAAACUCGGACACUGCCUGCACCAGAUCUGUGACUUCUGCCCACAGGACAGAACCUGUGACAGGACCUGCGAAACCUGUCCACAGGACGGUACGUCUUGCAGGCUCUGUACGAUCUGCCCACAAGACAGUACCUGUGACAGGAAAUGCAAGACCUGCCCAGAAGACAGUACUUCUUGCAGGCUCUGUAAGGUCUGCCCACAAGAGAAAUCUCGUGUCAAGAACUGUGACACGUGCCAAGAAGCGUCAACGUGUGGGUGUUGCACGAACGAGGAACACCCCCUAUGUACUUGCCGAGCCGAUGUCUGUCAGCCGCGUUGCGGAAAGAAAACCCCUAAGUGUUGCAAACGCUGUGGUCCCCACUGUAUGUGUUCAGAUGGUGCUUGCUGCUCGACGAAAACGUGCCGGAAAAAUCCGGCAUCAAUGUCCUGUUGCUGCUGCCCAAGUGCGCAGUGUUCUCAAUAUCAAAGCCAGGCCCCAUGUAAAGGACAGAACUUCCAACAAUGCCAGUCAUGGAAAUGUCAGUGUUGUGCCCCGUGUUGUUUCACUAAACAAACGACGUGCCAGAAAAAUUGCCCUACACCAUGUGAACAAGCACCAUGCUCUACAAAUACAUAUCUUGGCUCAUCAACGUGCCAACAAAAAUGCAAUUCUUUAUGCAAUCCAUCCCCAUGUUCUAAAAAUCUAUGUGCGGGCCAAACGAAAUGCAAAAAAGAAUGCAAUCCGGUAUGCUAUCAAUCACCAUGCUCUACAAAUCCAUGUGCGGGCCAAACAAAAUGCAAUCCACUAUGCUAUCCAUCCCCAUGCAUGGCAAAUCCAUGUGCGGGCCAUGAUAAUCCAUGCCGCGCCACCUGCCAGACUCAAAGAUUAA